Messenger RNA from Ficedula albicollis (Collared flycatcher), 1231 nucleotides. RefSeq names its product nucleoporin 35kDa (gene NUP35). Bases 39 to 1013 code for a protein of 324 amino acids. Gene Ontology annotation, molecular function: single-stranded DNA binding; phospholipid binding; structural constituent of nuclear pore. Gene Ontology annotation, cellular component: nuclear pore central transport channel; nuclear membrane; nuclear pore nuclear basket. The record is from RefSeq and is a predicted model, not a curated record. Gene Ontology annotation, biological process: regulation of DNA-templated transcription; NLS-bearing protein import into nucleus; nuclear pore organization. The transcript is spliced from 9 exons. NCBI's taxonomy places the organism in Eukaryota, Metazoa, Chordata, Aves, Passeriformes, Muscicapidae.
CCCCCCCCCCCCGCCUCUUUCCCGCCAUCCGGGCCGACAUGGCCGCCUUCGCCAUGGAGCUGCCGCCCGCAGGGGCAGAACCAAUGACUCUUGGCUCCCCGACAUCUCCAAAACAAGGAGCUAGUGCUCAGUUCCUGCCUGGGUUUUUGAUGGGUGACUUACCUGCCCCGGUGACUCCUCAGCCACGUGCUUUAUACGGCCCUUCAGUUGGUGUAAUGGAAACAAGGUCGCCACUACUUGCAGGAGGGUCUCCCCCACAACCAGUAGUUCCUUCUCAUAAAGAUAAAGGUGGUGCUCCACCAGUUAGAAGCAUUUAUGAUGAGUUAUCUAGUCCUGGGCUUGGAUCAACACCUCUAUCCUCAAGAAGACCAGCCAGCUUUACACAGAGCCCAUCAGUUGGAAUCCUGCCAUCAACUCCAGGAGCAGCUUCAAGCAUGUUCAGUCCUGCAAGUAUUGGGCAACCUAAGAAGACUACUCUAUCUCCUGCUCAGCUAGAUCCGUUUUAUACUCAAGGUGAUUCCCUUACUUCAGAAGAUCAACUUGAUGACACAUGGGUAACUGUAUUUGGAUUUCCUCAGGCAUCAGCUUCCUAUAUUCUACUGCAGUUUGCUCAGUAUGGAAACAUAUUAAAGCAUGUGAUGUCCAACACAGGAAACUGGAUGCAUAUUCGAUACCAGUCGAAGCUUCAAGCCCGGAAAGCCUUAAGCAAAGAUGGAAGAAUUUUUGGUGAAUCUAUCAUGAUUGGUGUCAAGCCCUGUAUAGAUAAAAGUGUGAUGGAAAACUUUGAAAGAAGCUCUACAUCUUCAAUGUCUUCAAUUUUCACUCCACCUACAAAAUCUGUUGGCACACCAGUACAACCUGCAAAUAAUACUCCAAGGAUUUCUACAAUGAGACCUCUGGCAACAGCAUAUAAGGCUUCCACUAGUGACUAUCAGGUGGUUACUGACAGACAGACUCCUCGGAAAGAUGAAAGUAUUGUAUCUAAAGCAAUGGAAUAUGUUUUUGGCUGGUAAUAUAAAAGAGGAAGCAACACACUAAGCUGAUCAUGGUUUGAACUAUACUACUGGCAUUUGUGGUUAGUUGUAUAACUACUGGUGGCAGUAUUUUAUCUGCAUAGCACCUGUUAUGCCUUCAGUUUAUUCAGAAGACAUGUAGCUUGCACUUUAAUUGAUGGCAGUGUAUACAUGGUUUUACAAACUGAGUAAGUGUAAAUAAAAGUGCUCUAUCCCCA